CGAGUCGCCGCGUGUCAUAUUAUAAGGAUACAACGAACAAAAACUUGCAGUUUGCUGCACGGCCGGUACGACGUUAAAAGCUGAAAAAGAAAACAUGCAAGCCCACCCCUCUUAUCUGACACAUCCAUUAUGCAUCCCAGGCCGCGGUGACGCGGCACCUCGUCUACAUCGUCACAGUUGUUUGUCGUACGGAGCGGUAUAGACGUUUUGUUUUGUGUUGUGAUUUCGUGUCAAAAUUUUUGUGUUAAAAUGGAAAAAAGGAAGCGUAAUAGCAAGAAAGUGGAGAAGUUGUUGAAGAAAUUACGUCAGGAGUUGGUAGACAGCACGUCUGAUAGUUCAAGCAUAGAAAGCUCUUCUGAGGGUGCUGAUAGCUCGCCUGAAGAUUCGUUUGGUGAGACGGGCAUGGAGCACAACACCCAGAGAGACCUUGAGGAGCAGUCUGAACCUGGGCCCUCAGGUGUUAAACAGUUUUUGCUUCAAGAUCCCUUGGGUACGGUUGCAAAAGGACCUUCUGUUAACACUGAGACUGCUGAGUAUUGGAAAAACGACUGGAGACGUUCAAGAACUCCAGCAAGAUACAGAAGUAUCAGAGCCAGAGAAUGAGGAAAUAGAGGUACAAUAUGCAUGUAGGGUGUCAAA
Molecule: messenger RNA, 639 nt
Organism: Anthonomus grandis grandis
Lineage: Eukaryota; Metazoa; Arthropoda; Insecta; Coleoptera; Curculionidae
Exons: 3
Coding region: 250-603 (117 amino acids)
Source: RefSeq, a predicted model, not a curated record